GUCGUGAGCGAUCUGUACCCUAGACCGAGGUUAUUGAAAUCACCUCACACUCUUUGGCAUUAAGGCAAAAGAGUAGCAAACACACUGUAAAAUACUUAUAUAUAUAUAGUGAUAUAUAAAGUGACUUAUUGUUGUGCGUUUAUUUUACCUACAAUCAGUUUUAGUAGUCUAAAUUAUUUAUUAAUUUCUUACUGAUAAACAAAGUAUUCAAGCCAUGAGAUUGGUGCGUUUGUGAUAGUUAGCAAAAAUACUGCCACUGAGAUACCCACAUACAUAUAAAAAAAAAUAUAUAUAAUAAUUCUGUGAAAGGUAAUCGAAGAGCGAAAGCAAUCAAUCGUUUGUGUACGUGAGGAGGAUUCAUCGGGCUUUGUGUACGUAAAAAACUGCAACAAAAAUUUUUUAUAACAAAUAAAUUUUAAACGUCUGAAGAAAUUAUAAUUAUUUAUACUUAUAAUUAGUGACGUUUAUAGUAAAAAUAAAAACAGAAAAUAAAUUAAAAAAAAAAAAGCAACCCUUUAAUAAGUUAUUAAAAGAUUAUUGGAGAUGUAUUGAUGAACUUAACCUCUUCCUUGUUGAACGUGGGAGCGACCCAGAAUAAUCGUGAUAUCUAUUACGAGACUGAAUAUAUUACUGAUAAAUUUGGUUUGUGUAACUUAUCAAAUUCUCAGCAAUAUUACGAGCGAGAAUCGUGGGAAGAAGAAGAAGAAAGAGAACACGUUGCAUCGGCCCGAGAACAUAAUCCAGCAUUACUCGGCAGAUUGAUAUCAAGACGCCGAAUAAAAGAGGAGCCGAACGACUCAAGGAGGAUCAGUAAGGACAAGAGAUUAGUUAUUAGAGAAGGAGGGAUGCCUCGCAGCAAGCGCCGAGCGCCCUCCAGUACAAACCAUCAUCAUCACGCGUCUACUGAUAUGUCACCAAGUGCCCAUGAGGACGGUAUGCCCAGACAUCCCUCCAAGAGGCUGCGUCACACAUCAAAUGCCAGAAGAUACACAAAAACAGAAGAUGUUCCAGCGGCAUCGUCAUUUGUCCAGAAACGUUGCAUUGCAUGGUUUAGAGAGUACACACCUGCAGAUGAUCCUGAUACCCUAGGUCCUGAUGGAAUGGAAAAAUUUUGUGAGGACAUAGCUGUCGAACCAGAAAAUGUAGUGAUGCUUGUACUUGCGUAUAAAAUGAACGCCCGUCAAAUGGGAUUUUUCACACUCAACGAGUGGCUUAAGGGAUUAUCAGAGUUGCAAUGUGAUACCAUUCAUAAAUUACAGCAAAAACUUGAAUAUUUGAGAAGUCUUCUCAACGAACCACACACGUUUAAAGGAAUUUAUAGAUACGCUUAUGAUUUCGCUAGAGAUAAAGAUCAACGUAGCAUGGACAUGGAAACAGCUCGAGUAAUGCUUCAAUUAUUAUUGGGAAAACAUUGGCCAUUAUUUUCACAAUUCGCGCAAUUUUUAGAUCAAUCCAAGUACAAAGUAAUCAAUAAAGAUCAGUGGUGCAACAUUUUGGAGUUUUCACGAACUAUUAAUCAUGAUUUAUCGAAUUAUGAUUUAGAUGGAGCGUGGCCAGUAAUGCUCGAUGAAUUUGUUGAGUGGUUAAAAAUUCAACGGGGAGAAGGAACCUCGUCGAUGGGAGUUCGAGGCAGCUGAAAUAUUACAUCAAAAUUAACUUAUAUUUUACGAAAAACACCCGCCUAACUUAAUUACAACAAUUUAUCUCUCUCUUUUAAUCAAUACUUUGUUAAUUAAACCGAUAAUUAUUAAUACUUUUGUCCUUAAGAAAAACAAUAAGUUGAUACACUCGCUGAUAAAAUAAUUAUUCUUAGUAAUUAGUUCAAUUCUUCGUUUUUAUGUCUUAAUAAUACUUGUAGCGUAAUUUCAUUUGCAUAUAAAACUUUUUAAAACCGAAACUUAAAUGGAAAAUAUUUUUGGCCGAAUAGUUAGUUAGUUAGUUAGUUAGUUAGUUAACAUAAUAACAAUAUUAAUUAAAUAAAUCAUUAUUAUAAUUAAAAAUAAUAAUAAGAAUUAUAAUAAUAAUUAUCAUCAUUAUUUACAAUAGCUGAUAGCUUAUUUAAACGACUUUGAAUGUCGCCGUGUACUUUACAUGUAGUUGUGCUUAGAAAUUCGAUUGUUUAUAUAACUAAAUAUUUAUUACUGAUGUAAACAAAAUGUAAAUUUUUUAUCUGAUCAUUUUUACCGCCGCUAAUAAUUUAUUAACUGCACUGAGUCUACUUGUAGAAAUGUAAAAAAGGAAAAGAAUUUAAGAUGAGCAGACCCGUCCAACUAAAUUUUCUCAGUGACAUUAUCAAACUUUGACAAUAUUCACUUAAAGCACUUGAAAAACUAUAACUAUCACGUAAGUUGGAUGGAUAGGAAUUAUUAAUUAAUAAUAUUAAUCAUAAUAGUUAUAAUAUAGACAGAUAAAAUCAAGAAAUCGCUCGAUUUUGAGCACAAUCAUGUAAAUAACGGCGUAUUUAUCGAUAAUUGAUCGAUUUCAGUAGCGUUAGUACACGGAAUUGAUCAUAAAUAUAAUUUAAAAAAUGGUAAAUCAAGUAAUUAAAACUGAAAAUAAAGUUUUAAGUGCAACUUGCGCAGGUUUUAAAGGCCUAUCGCCGGUAUUUCAAUUUUAAAAUUUUAAAGACCCAUUUAAUGUGGAUUUUGAAAUAAAUUAAUACUAUUUUUGUUCGUGAUUAUUUUAUCUAA
Cotesia glomerata is the source of this 2690-nucleotide messenger RNA. It is a transcript of the gene SCCRO4, whose product is annotated as DCN1-like protein 4. Bases 552 to 1637 code for a protein of 361 amino acids. Gene Ontology annotation, biological process: positive regulation of ubiquitin-protein transferase activity; protein neddylation. Gene Ontology annotation, cellular component: ubiquitin ligase complex. The record is from RefSeq and is a predicted model, not a curated record. The transcript is spliced from 6 exons. Gene Ontology annotation, molecular function: ubiquitin conjugating enzyme binding; cullin family protein binding; ubiquitin-like protein binding. Lineage: Eukaryota; Metazoa; Arthropoda; Insecta; Hymenoptera; Braconidae.